Messenger RNA from Galleria mellonella (greater wax moth), 8446 nucleotides. RefSeq names its product transmembrane protein 134. The transcript is spliced from 2 exons. NCBI's taxonomy places the organism in Eukaryota, Metazoa, Arthropoda, Insecta, Lepidoptera, Pyralidae. The record is from RefSeq and is a predicted model, not a curated record. The coding region runs from base 144 to 638 and encodes 164 amino acids.
GAACAAACUUCGUCUCAAUCAAUAUGGCGCAUGUUAUGAUAAAUUGACAGCUGUGUUUUGUCUCCUUAGGUACGGACGUUGGAAUGUUUAUUUUGCAUCGCCAGAAGGCUGCGAGUAAAAUUAAUAUUUAACAAUUAAUAACAAUGACUAGACCGUUCGGUAACAGUGAUAAACGUUUUUCUAUUGACGAUGCAUUUGAAGAGGAAACCGAUGAAGCCAUAAAAGUGUAUGGAGCUACGGGCGAUCGGUCUCCAAUGCAGAAUAAACUCAAGAAUGGAGGCGAUUAUUUAUCAAGCAAAACCUACAAAUGCACUGAGGACACCACAUCACGCGACUCCGACUCACUAAUACACGAAUACGAGGAAGCCACGCAGUCGAUGUACUGCUGGAACCAUCCCAAAGUAAGGGAGAACUGGAAAACAGUCUGCGCCGCUGUCAUACUCCUGUUGGUUGGAGUAGCACUCCUGGGGAUGGGCGCGUACGCAGUGGCCGAGCCUGAGAACGGGCUGCAGGGCGCUGUGUUCUUCGUGGCCGGUCUGAUAUGCUUCGUGCCUGGUGCGUACCACGUUGUUUACAUCUGGCUAGCGGCCCGUGGCCAGAGAGGAUACGACUUCUACCAUCUCCCUCUGUUCACUUGAUUCCGUUGUUUUUUUUAUAGUCAAUUGAUAUGUAAAUCAAAAAUAGGAAUGCGAUAUAUAGCAACCUGAAUUCGGUGCUGUUGCCUGAUUAGCUCUCUAAUGUUAAGCUGGGUGUAGACCUACGUAAUAUGUAGUGUAAUAUUGUGUAAUGUAAUGCAAACGGUGUGGCCGAGAACUGCGAGCGUCUGGGUUAACACGAAUGACAAUGUGGUAAAAAAAUAAUUUCAUUGCUCGAUCAAAUUCACGAACUGUGUCGUUUGUUUAGUCUAAAACUACUUAGUUGUGUAUUCAAACUACUUAAUUCUUUUUGCUCUUUCUCAUAAGAACAUCAAAUCUGUAAAAACAUGUUUUAGCUAUUGAGAUGUUUUGCCUGUUUUAUGGUAAAUUCUUAAAACUUAGUGUCAAAACUCGUUAAUGGCUAAAAUAGGUUGGUAGGAGACUUAGAUUUUAUAAAAUACAUGACUGAAUUUUCCGUAAUGCUGUCGACACAUAAAAAUUGCAUUACAUUACACGCAACAUUACAGUACACACAUCUGGACCCGGCUUUAGGUAAAGCUUGUAAGGUUGUAAUAUAGAAUUCGUAGCGUAAAACUGGCAACGUUAGGGUAUUAUUUGUAAAAAUUGAUUUAAUAUUCCGAUAGUGAAGUGAAACGUUAAUUAUUAGAUUCUCAUUAUUUAUUCUCUGUACUCUAUUACUAAAAUUUUAUAUAAAAAUGUAUUUAAGAACUUCUAAUGAAAACAUUAUUGUAAUGGAUAAGUGUAGAUUUAUAUUAAACUUGUUCUAUGAUUAACGUUUUAGGACAGGUAUCAGCGUAUUCAGCUAUUUUUUUUUUUUUUAUUAUUCAAAUAUUUGUUUUCAAAUUUGGUAUCUAAUUUAUAUGUUGCCAGUCCUAAAAUACGAAAGCGUGUUUAAAAAAAAAAUUUAAAUACAUUAUAUAACUUAAUUGUAACACUGUCUGAUAUUGCAUGCAGUUAUCUUGAGUUCGAUUUGUAAAGCUAAUAAUAGUGUAUAUUUUGCAAUUGCUUAAUUUAUAAAAAAUAUAUAUAUAUAUACUUAACGAAUUUUUAUAAACUCUGUCCAACUAUUAGGUUUAUCUUCUAUGUAUAAAGAUCUCUUAGUUAAAUGUAAAUAUAAAUUAAUUUAAUUUAAACAUAUAAAAGUGAUGGUACUCGUUAAAACAAUUAGACAGUUGACUGUUUUUAUAAAAUUUUAAUAUGAAUCUAAUAUUGUCCAAUUUAAUAUUGAAAUAAUAAUUUUAACAUAAUAAUACAUUGAUAAUAACAGACUAUAUAAGUGCCUAGACGCAUAGAAAUAGUGCAUGAUUUUAUAUAUUAAAUAAAAAAUAAAAUAAUAAUAAAAACUAUACUUGCGAACAUAGAACCUCCUUUUUUGAAGUCGGCUAAAAAUGUUACUAUUUUAAUGUCUAUUACUCUAUGAAUUAAUGUAACAGUCCUAUUGCUCGUUUAAAACUGUGAAACUAUUUUUUAUUCUACGUUUGAUUUAUUUUAUUACGCCAAAAAGAUUGAUAGAUACUCUUUAUUGUUUCCUCCAUAAGGUUAGAAUAGUAAACUUACAUAUGCUAUUCCAUACAAUAUACCGUUAAUUAUAAACGAUGUGAGAAACAGUAGAUAAAAAAAACUUUCUCUAAUUAUUCUAAUCGCAUUUGCAUUUUAUCACCAUUAGACAUUGCGUGGAGCUCUGCAAUGUGUACUAAGAAGUUUUUCUUCAAUCUACACAUACGAAAUCAUAAACGACGUACUCGAAUACAAUACAGGUGGUCUAACAUGAAACGAAAAAUCGAAUUUUCGGGCUUAAUUUCUUGUUUUUGUUCGUACCGAAAUCGACCCAGUAAAUGGAGCUUAACAUUUCGUUCAUCAUAAAUCCUAUCCUAAUAGUCUAGAGGAAUAAUGUUUUAACAUUUUUAAUAAUUUUAAACAGCAUGUAUUAUGUAAUUUUAACAUCAAAUUUCUGUUUCGUUCGUGCCCGAAAUUUCGGAAAAUAUUUCAUGGUAGGCCCUUAGAUCUAGCCGACUACACAAAUGCCCUAAGAACAAGGAAUUACAUAGAAGGAAUGAUAAAAUAAAAACUGUAAAUCGUAUGGUUGCCUCAUUUCUUCUUAUACACAUUUUUUUAUACGCUAGCCUGCUAUGAAUUCAUUAAAAUAGCAACCGAUGGUGUAUCUUUCGUCCUCUUUUUACUAAUUAUAUUUGCAUAAGAAGAAAGGAGGCAACCGUAUGAUUCAUAGUUUUUAUUUUAUUAUUCCUUCUAUGCAAUUCCUUGUUCUUAACAAAUACCCGUAUGAUAUUGACAUUUAAAAAAAAAACCAUUCGCGAGUUUUGAUCGUUGUGGAUGAGCGUGGUAAAGUAGAUAAAACGUAUUCAGAACGUUGUAAGUCGAAGUGAAUCUUUUAACCCUUCUUUGCUUAAUGGUGUAAAUUUCCAUCGUAACAUUGAAUGCCCAAAAAUUAUUUAAAAGAACAAGUUCACUUUAAGUUGAUCGUGUCUGGAUACCUUUUUAAUGUCCAUUGCAGAAAAAAAGACAUAGCUGUCAAAUUUAUUAUUUUACCAUUUUUCCUUUAAUUUUGAACAUGAAUCACCUUGAUUUAUUUCACCAAUAAAAAAAAACAUGCAAAGAAGGGUUAACAUUACUUGUGCCACUGUGCGAUAGAGAGAGACUCGAGAAGGGAAUGUGUAUAUUGAAAGAAUGUAAGAAAAAAACACGAGUAUGGCAUAUAUACGAGAUAAGGCAAGAAGAUGAUGGCUGUUUAGUGAUUACAAAAUAAAAAAAAAAAAAAAUAUACCGCUGUGGUUAAAUACAUUGUAUCGCGUUAUUAGUCUUGGGUUUAAAAAUCGAACGUCUUUAAAACUGUCUCGAAUUAUCUUUUAAUAUUCUCGUGCAUCGAACUCUGCCCUAAGAUGCUUCGUUGUUUGGUUUUCAUUGUACAUGAAAACUAGGCGAAUGGUGUGUGAUAUUCUGCCAAAAAGGAAUAAUUAAAAAAAAAUGUUAAAAAGUUUGCAAAAUAAAAAAAAAGUACCUUUAUAAAUAUAAAUUUGUAAGUUGUUUAUGUUUUAAGUGAAUACAAUACAGAAAGUAAGGAUGCUUGAAAAAUUUCCCACAUUGUGAUGUACGAGACGUGCGGACUUGCUCGAGCGUACCGGCACGCGAUUCCAAUGUUUUUUUUUUUUUAAGAAAUCAACUGUUAAAGGAAUUAAUAUUUAGAAUAAUAUUUUAUUUAUAAAAUUGAAGUUUUAAUAAAAGAACUUUUAUUUCAUUGGAACUAUUCGAUAUUUGUUUUUGGAAUGAUUUAAUUUUGUGCAUUUAAAAUAAUACGUAAAUUUAAAAUAUUGUAAGCGUAAUAUCGUUUUUAAUAGUGCCCUUUAUAGUUUUCGGUGUUCAUUUGUUUUAGUAAAUUAUCUAAAUUUAAUUUAUAAUGAACUAAAUAUAAACAUAGGUAUAAUUAUGUUAAGAAAUUAAUUUACAACGAAAUGGAAUUGAAAAUUAAACUGGGAUAUAUAUAAAAUAUAACUUAAAAAAAUCCAACUAAAAAUAGUAAAUUACUCUUAAAUUCGAAUGCCACAUAAAAAGUUGACAAUGCAAAUAUAUGCUGCAAAUGUGGAUGGAUGCAGGUACCGGCGGAGACGUGUACUAACCUAUUAUGAUGAGAAAGACCAUGUCCCAUCUGAAACAGAAGUCAAGAGUUUUCGGAAUCAGCGUGUAUGCGAGAAACGAGCUAUGGAUGUGGAGGAAGCAGCAGAUGUAUGUAAGGAUGUAGGUCUUUGACACUCUGUUCUCUUUGCCUACGCCGCAAGUGACUUGGCGUAAAGAUAGGUAAACAAGUAGGAACUUGUUGCACCUGUAGAUAGGACAUUUUUAAUAUUAUUUUUCGUGUAUCGUUGCCUAUACCUCCUCCCUUUAUCAGAUACGUCAAUUAAUUUUGUAUUUUUUUUUAUAAAACUUAGAAUGGCAAACAAGCUGAAGGCCCACCUGAUGAAAAGUGGUAACCGUCGCCUAUAGACAUGAGCAGUACCACGGACAUAACAGAGUAUACUGUUUCGCCCAUGAUACCCUCCAUACGUUGUCAUUCCUGAGAACUCAGGUGUUAUUCCUCUGUACCCUGUAAAUUCACGCCAUAUCCCACCCUUCAAACCGAAACACAGCCAUGCAGACACAACUGAUUUACGGUUGAAACACGAAUGGGACAGAGGUACACAAGCAAUCGACUUUUGUACAAAGUCUCCUUCGGUUGUAUUUCUUUUUUGUAUUACUUUUGUUGAUGCCAAAUUCAUUUAGUUACUGAUUUUCUCUCUAUUUGCAAUAAUAAUCGAUUCGUAGAUCAAGGAUCUUAAAUUAUGAAAUCUUUCGGACAAUGGAUCGUGUAACCGUGCUGCUUUGAAGAAAAAUGGAUAUGAUGUCAUUUAGGAUAUUGGUUUAUCAGUAUGAAUCAGUUGUUUUGCAUCUCGAAUGAGUUUCUUCAACUGUCUGAUUAGCGGUGUUGUUAAAAAUUCGUUGGUUCCUUCAGUUGACGCAGUGACUCACGCGCAGUUGUCGCAGAUAUAGUUUGGAAUAGACGACGCAACAUCAAUUUAUGUAUUUAAUACAUUUUACUUAAAAAAAAAAGCUAUUGUGAACACACACACACAUUGACGAACGACGUAUAUAUAUUUCGUAGAAAAUAUUUGAAUUUAGAACCUUGAAUUGUGCAAAUAUAAUUAUGGAAAUCGGUUUUACUAUUGGCGACAUAAUUCUUUAGUGUAGCCAUAAAAAAUCAGAAUAAUUGAGUACUUUUUUUAGAAGUAGGUUAAAAAAACUUUAGUUGUUUUAGUCCAGCUGUUUUCAACGCAUUUGCUGGUAACUGGAGAACAAUAAAACAGUACGUCAUUCGAAACUGUAUAUUUGAACUAACAAAAAAAUGUGUCAAAAAUAAAUUUUGAUUAUGUUUUUUGAUAGAAAAAUAUGAAAAAGUAUAAUAUAAAAAUACGAAUUACUACAUAUUGCAAAGUUCUCCGCCGUAUCUGUCUGUAUGUUCGCGAUGAUCUCGAAAACUACUGAAUGGAUUUUAAUGUGAUAUUCAUUUAUCAAUAGAGUGAUUCCUGAGGAACGUUUAGAUGUAUAAUUCUUUAAGGUUUUGUGUAAAUUGAUUGAAAUAUGAAAUUGUCUAGAAAAAUCGAGCAAUCUGGGAGUUUUCAUCGAAAAUGUUGCCUAUUUCGUUUGAGAUAUGACAAAGCAUAGGGGGGUUGUUCCUCUUUUAUAGAUUUACAAAAAAGUCUAUUUCUUGUUGACUAUACUUUAGGAUGGUUUACUAUGCCCACCAAAUUCAUAAUAGGCGCAGCAAGUUGAUGUAAAAAAUGUAACAAUAUAUACUCCAUUACGCAUGCGAAACCGAGGGAGAUCAUUAGUAUGUAUGUAUAGUAUAAAAAAAUUAUGGUUUAGCCAGUAAUAGUUUUUAUAUAUAAAAAUAAUAAUAAAAAUAAAUGCAGUUGCGUUAUCUAUUUAAAUUCAUAUCUGCGAGUUUGUGGUUUGCUUAAAACUGUUAUUUUAAUUGUUGUUCUAAUGAACCUGGUGGCCUAUUCAGAAAUCAGCCUAGACUUACAAAUGUCUAGUCGUUACAGUCUUUGGACAAAAACCACGUUACACAAGUAGGGCACGGAUGUUCGUUAGAAUAUUGGCUGACCACAGAUUUUGUUUUGUUAUCAACCACUGACAUUCCAUGUAUAUUGACUAGACAGGGUAUGUUUAAUGGAUGACAAUGGUAUGGUAACCCCGUCCGAGUUGAAGGUGUACGCUGGCAGGGCACCAGUGAGGGAUGAUAGGUGAUGAAAAGGCAGGUCAAUUAGUUCAUCGUGAUGAAUACACCUGGAAUUCAGCACGAUGGUAUCUAGGGGUGACCACGUGGAGGUCGACCUGACAGGGUAUAUUGCUAGCAAUGGGACUGAUAGUCUGCAUUACUAACAAUCCUUUCCUGCAAACAGGGUAUGUAACUAGCAAUGGGGCCAUUGGGAUUAAUGGUUGCUAGUUAGUAGGUAAAAAUAAAUAUUAAUGAUGGCCAGAAAGGGGGGAUAGUUAGUAAUGGGGAUUAGUAGCCCCAUUGCUAGCAAUAUACCCUGUCAGGUCGACCUCCUCGUGGUUCCUGGAAACCAUCUUGAUUGAUUUAAUGUUAGAUUCGUCAUGGUGGGUGCUUUAUCGUCACCUAUCAUCCCUCACUGGUGCCUCUCCAAUGAAUACCGUUAGCGCAGGUGGGGUUACCAUUCCAUUAUCAUCCAUUAAAAAAAAAUUGUCCAGAAAUGGGAAGGGAUUAAAUCGAUGUUGACCUCCAAGGGAGUGCCCUUGGCCGUGCCCUUUCACAUGUUCCGCGGUAUUGCGGAUAUUUGGUUAUGUAACACGCAAUAGGAAGUAAUUCUUGGCAACUGUUGUAAGUAUGCAUUGCUGAUUCAACUAUGUAUUAUAUUUGAAAUAAUAAAAAUGGCGUAUGAAACAAUGUAAUCUUAGUAAAGUUAUUAAUAAUGAAAUGGUAACUUGAUGGCUGAAGCGGUCUGAAGGGUAAUAGAAGGUAAAAUUUUUAAAUUUUUUUGUCUAUCUGUAUAUGUGGCGUCACGUAAAUAGGUUCCCUAAUUUUGUUCCUGAACACAGUGUAACUUAAAACCUGAUGUAUGUUUUAUUUUUAUCUGUAGUCUUGAUGCACCGUCUAGAAGUGGUUGCAAGUUGCUAUUUCUAAAAUUCACGAGUACAAAGCUGCGAGCAAAAAGUAGUAAAGCGAGUAGUUGUUGAUCAUAUAAUUUAUAAAACUAUUUAAUUAUUUCUAUCAUUAUGUCAGCCGCUAACUGUCCAUUGUUGAACAUAGGCCACCCCCAUAUUUCGUAAGCGUUAGACUUUAAUGUUUUAACGUGGCUGUCCUUCGACCAGUACCUUUAGUCGCUUCUUACGACACUCACAGGAAAAGAAAGGGCCCAUUCUAUACUUUGACCACACGGCGAUAAUUUUUUACACUUGGCACGAUUAAUGCUUGAUCGAUUUUGACAUGUCUUUUUGUUAAAAUACUUGUACACGUAAACGUAGAUAAAAAUAAGUAGCUUGAUUACAUCUUGUAUUAACUUGUUCUGAUUGAUAGUAAUUUAAUUAAAAAAAGGUUUUUAAUUCGUCUGUUUUUCUUAAUGUUACGUGAAUUAUGAAUUAUAGGGCAAGUUCAGCAAAUGUAAUAUGUUUUUUUUUUGUAUAAAAUAUUGGUCAAAUUUAUUGUAAAAUAACAUAAUGCAUGCCCAAUCUGAAGCCGACCUCCUAGAGUGAGUCCAAUCUCUGACCACGUACUGCAAUUUCCAUAAUUAUGUAUGUAAUCCAAGAAAUUUACUUUUGUAUUAAUCCCAUACAAAUUUGCCAUGUUAGAAAUUGUUUUUCUCGAUACAAAACUUACUUAUUUUUAUUACCUAUUUUAGAUAUUCACAGAUUAGAACACGCGAGAUUUUUUAUUGCUUAAUUUAUUGGUAUUGAUUUUAUGAGAUAGUUAAGUAAAUGUAUCUGAUAAUUUCACCGAUUUUCCCAUUGUUCAUAAAUAAAUUAUUCUGAAUUUCUUCAUGAAUUAUUUAUCCAAAUUUUAGUUAAGUUUUUCUUUUUUUUUUUUUUAUAUGAUAUCUAAUUUGUGACUGAUUCCUUUCGUGGGGCAUAUCAUUUUGUAAAACAGAUCCAGCGUGAACCUGAUAUACGAAUUAUUUUGUCCUGUAAGUUCCUUUGUAGAGUCCUUCACGCCGGAUCUGUCACAUCAAUAUGUCUGUUUUAUUGUAUGGUUGUAAAUAGUUAAAUAAAAUAGCUAAUUUAUA